Messenger RNA from Leptonychotes weddellii (Weddell seal), 1641 nucleotides. The record is from RefSeq and is a predicted model, not a curated record. Lineage: Eukaryota; Metazoa; Chordata; Mammalia; Carnivora; Phocidae.
CCCCUGGGCCUGUCAGAGACCGAGCCAUUAACGACAGGGCUGGGGAGAGAAGCUGGACCGCGGCUGUUUUCAGGAACUUGCCCUCAAGAGGAGAGCAGAGACCAGGGAGGCCAGGCGGGUGCCCGCUGCAGACUCCAGCGUGAACACCAAACUGGCGCUAUGGCAGGGCCGGGAACCUGGAGCCUGCCCGUGGCCACCGUGAUUAUCCUGCUGCUCCCCAGAAGCCUGGAGGAGUGUGGGCGCAUCAGCCUCCCAACCCCCACUGUCCACCUGGGGGACCCCAUCACGGCCUCCUGCAUCAUCAGCCCGAACUGCAGCCACCUGGACCCCGAGUCACAGAUUCUGUGGAAAUUGGGAACAGAGCUUCAACCCGGAAAGAGGCAGCGGCGUCUGGCGGAUGGAAGGCAGGAAUCCACCAUUACCGUGCCCCGCCUCGACAGCCCAUGGGUCCUUCUCUCCUGCUGCCUGCGCUGGGGCAACAGCCUGCAGAUCCUGGACCAGGCUGAGGUGCAGGCAGGCUACCCUCCCGCCGCACCCCACAAUCUGUCCUGCCUCAUGAACCUCACAACCAACAGCCUCAUCUGUCAGUGGGAGCCAGGACCCAACAACCACCUGCCCACCAACUUCACCCUCAAGAGCUUCAAGAGCCGGGGCAACUGUCAGACCCAAGAGGACGCUAUCCCCGACUGCGUGCCUAACAACGGCCAGAACCACUGCUCCAUCCCACGCAGACACCUGCAGCUGUACCAGAGCAUGGGCAUCUGGGUGCAGGCCGAGAACGCGCUAGGGACCAGCAAGUCCCCACAGUUGUGCCUCGUUCCCAUGGAUGUCGUGAAGCUGGAGCCCCCCACACUGUGGGCCCUGGCCCCCAGUCCUGAGGUGGCCGCACCCCAGCCAGGUUGUCUGCUGUUCCACUGGGAGCCAUGGAAGCCAAGCCUGUACAUAGAACAGAAAUGUGAGCUGCGCCACCAGCCACAGCUUGCAGAAGCCAGCUGGGCCCUGGUGGGCCCCCUGCUCUCCCAGACCCUCCAGUAUGAGCUCUGCGGGCUCCUCCCAUCCACAGCCUACGUCCUGCAGAUGCGCUGCACCCGCUGGCCCCUGCCUGGUCAGUGGAGCGACUGGAGCCCUAGCCUGACGCUGGCCACCGCGCAACGGGCCCCCAUCGUCAGACUGGACACAUGGUGGCGGCAGAGACAGCUGGACCCCAGGACAGCAGACGUGCAGCUGUUCUGGAAGCCAAUGCCCUUGGACAAGUACAGCGGGCAGAUCCAAGGCUACCUGGUCAGAGUUCCAGACCAGGCUAAGGCUGUUCCCCCCCUCUGCAACACCACGGAGCUAAGCUGCACCUUCCACUUGUCCUCGGAAACCCGGGAGGUGGUCCUUGUGGCCUAUAACACAGCCGGGACCUCUCAUCCCACCCCAGUGGUCUUCCUGGAGAGCAGAGGCCCGCCCCUGGCCAGACUCCACACCUUGGCUCGAGAUCCCCACAGCCUCUGGGUGGGCUGGGAGCCCCCCAGCCCUCGGCCUCGGGGCUAUGUGAUUGAGUGGGGCCUGGGGCCCCCCAGCCCCAGUGGCAGCAAUAAGAGCUGGAAGAUGGAGCAUAACGGAAGCAUUUCUGGGACCCUGCUGCAGGCUGUAUGA